Cordyceps militaris CM01 is the source of this 870-nucleotide messenger RNA. RefSeq names its product Ketose-bisphosphate aldolase, class-II. The record is from RefSeq and is a predicted model, not a curated record. The transcript is spliced from 2 exons. NCBI's taxonomy places the organism in Eukaryota, Fungi, Ascomycota, Sordariomycetes, Hypocreales, Cordycipitaceae. Bases 1 to 870 code for a protein of 289 amino acids. Gene Ontology annotation, biological process: carbohydrate metabolic process. Gene Ontology annotation, molecular function: aldehyde-lyase activity; zinc ion binding.
AUGGCUGUCUGGGAUCCCUCCAAGAACAAAACAUACCAAAUCCUCAAAGAUGCCGAGGACAAGGGUUACGGUGUCCUUGCCCCCAUUGCAUACAACAUCGAGCAAAUCAUAGCCUUUAUUCAAGCGGCCGAGGCAAAACGCAGUCCGCUCAUCAUCCAGGUAUUCCCAUGGGCCAUUACCUUUUCGUCCGGUCUUUUGGUCGUUGCGGCCGCCCACGCAGCAAAACAGGCCUCGGUCCCCGUCGCGAUCCAUCUGGAUCAUGCGCAGGACGAGGCCAUGAUUCGGCACGCGGCCGACACGCUCCCCUUUGACAGCAUCAUGGUGGACAUGAGCCACUACGACAUGGAUGAGAAUCUGGCCAAGACAGCGGCGCUGGUCAAGUACUGCCACGAGCGCGGAAUAGCUACCGAGGCGGAGCCUGGGAGGAUAGAGGGCGGCGAGGAUGGCAUCGCGAGCACCGAGGACCUCGAAGGCGCGUUGACGACGGCGGAGCAGGUCGAAGAUUUUAUUGCGACUGGUAUCGAUUUUCUCGCGCCGGCGUUUGGCAACGUUCAUGGAGAAUAUGGGCCGCGUGGCCCAGAGCUGCAGUUUGACAGGCUGAAGAGUAUUCAUGACAAGGUCAAUCGCAGAGUGCGCGUUGUCCUCCACGGAACCAACGAUUUCCCAGAAACCAUCAUGAGGAGGUGCAUCAGCGGGGGCGUCUCCAAGAUCAAUGUCAACAAACUUGUGCUGGACGAUUAUCUGAUCCAUCUCAAGACGGUGGCGCCAACCCUCAGUCUAACAACGUCGAUGGAACAAGGCGUCGCAGCGGUGCGACGUCUAACAGAGUGGCAGAUGGACGUCUGCAAGUCUACUGGCAUGGCCAACUGA